GGCGUUGAACUGUUGUUGAAUGCAGCUGUCCUGUCAUCACUUCUCUCCGCUCCUCUGCUGGUAACGCGCGACCCUUAAAAGAACAAAAUAUUCUCUAAUAAGCAUAAGUCUCAUACACAAUAUAGCAUUGACGUGAAUGUUUUACUAUGGAAUAAAAUAGCUGUUAAUUAUUAGGUGGCGAACUGCAGUUGAGGAGAAACUUCAGAGGUCUUCCGUUGCACCGCUCUGCGCGUGCUGGAGGUGUAGAUGCGCGUGAGCGGCGCCGGUUUUUUCUCACGACUGCGGAAUGUCAUAUAUGAAGUGGACGAAUUUAAAUAAAACAGGGCCAUAGGAAGGCAGUCCGGUCAGUGGUCUCUCCACCUUCGAGGUGUGGUCUCUUUCCAGAAGCGUUAAAAACUAGGCUGCGCGCGAUGCUGAGCGCGAGAAGGUAUUCAGCAGAGAAGCGCGUGAGACUGGCCUGGUCUGCCAGGCACGAGCGGUUCAGCGCACCGCGCUCUCCAAGCAAGAGCAACAUCCACCUGCCGUCUGUGUGUCAAGUGAAGUCAGUGUAAGAUCAGUGCUGAGAAUGGGUGCUUUAAAGGGUGAAGGUGCUUUAGAUAGUGGAUGGGGAUGGAUGAUUGUGGUGGCCUCUUUCAUGGCCCAGUUCCUGUCCUUUGGAUCCCCCCAGUCCGUUGGGGUGUUGUACCCCAAGUGGCUCAGUGCCUUCCAGGAGGGAAAAGGCAUGACGGCUUGGGUGGGAUCCAUGGUGUCUGGUGUGGCGCUCAUCACAAGUCCGGUGUGCAGUGCUUGUGUGGAUAAUUUUGGUGCACGGCCAGUAACUGUCUUCAGCGGUGUGAUGGUGGCUGGAGGUCUGAUGCUGAGUGCUUUUGCUCCAAGUGUCUCUUUCCUCAUCUUCUCCUAUGGCAUUGUUGUUGGCAUUGGCUGUGGACUUGUCUAUGCUGCCACACUGACCAUAACCUGCCAGUACUUUGACAAGAGGCGUGGCCUAGCACUGGGCAUUGUCACCACAGGUACAAGUGUGGGCGGGUUCACUUACGCCACACUCCAGAAUGAGCUCAUUGAGUUGUUUGGAUUGGAGGGCUGCCUGCUUAUCAUCGGAGCGCUGGCGCUCAACUUGAUGGCAUGUGCUGGGCCAAUGCGACCUUUGAACUUACCUGGUUACUACCUAAAACAGAGAGCUGCUCUACAGCGUACAGAGGAACCAGAAGCACUCUACACCAAACCUACUGCCAUUAUCAUUGACUCUGAUCUCAAAACCACACUUAGCUCAGCCGAUAACACAGCCACCAUUAAGCUUUUGAUCCUCAAGGAACCCACAGAGCUGCAAGACAGUGAAGGGGAAAGAAAAGGUGGGAUAUUGUCCUGUUCAGUUGUAGCACGAGCCAUCAAGAAGCGAAUGAGUCCCUAUGGACGGUACCUGUGCGAGGCUGUAGAGCUCCUACAGGACCGUGUCUUCAUAGCUUUUUGCAUUGCCAUAUUCCUGUUCAGCUUAGGGGCGUUCCCACCUGUGCUCUUCAUGGAGGACGUAGCCCAGAGCGAGGGGCUUAUUGACGGGAUUGCACUAAUACCCCUUGUCUCCAUCGUUUCAAUGACAGCAGGCAUUGGUAAGCUGGGCCUGGGCAUCCUGGCAGACAUGCAAUGGGUGAACAGCUUGUACCUGUACGCCCUGACGCUGACAGGCACAGGAGUGGCUCUGCUUCUUAUUCCUGUGUCUAAAAGCUACAUGGGUCUGCAAGUUCUGUCGGCUGUGGUUGGAUUUUUCUCAGGGAACUGGUCUCUCACAUCCUAUAUCACUACCAAGAUCGUGGGCCUUGAACGACUCAGUCAGGCUCAUGGCAUUCUCAUGUGCUUCGGAGGGUUUGGAAUCACCCUCGGGCCACCUGUUGUAGGUUGGUUCUUUGACUGGACUCAGUCAUAUGACUUGGCAUUCUACUUCAGUGGCACUUGUGUUUUAGUGUCUGGUUUGUUUCUGUUCUUGGCCACUCUGCCUUGCUGGAACAGGACGUCAGAGGAGGCAAAUUCUCCUGCAAAAGAGGACAUCAACACUUUUCAACAGCCCACUCUUGAUUGUGACAAAGUAGCCUCUGUGGCUUGAACAAUGUCUUAAAGGUCUUUAACUGACCUUGGCCUUAACAAUCUGCUAAACAUGUAUAAGAUUGUCUUCCUUUUCUUACAGUUUUCUUACCUGGUACAGUUUUGCCUGGGUACUUCUCAUGGUGCAAAACGUUUUCUUUCCUUUAGUGCGAAAAGGUUUUAUACAUGCCCCAUGAACCUUGUCAUUAUUUAAGAGAGCAUGUAUUAAUUUUUCUUAGAUACUUAUAUAAAGACUGCCUCAUUUUUGAGGCUUAUAUAUAGCAGAAGUGGUUUGCUAAUAGUAUAUCGAGUAGAUUGUUUACUGGACACAGAAGGUGUUUGUUUUUUUUGUAGCUCUUGAUCACUUGAAUUGUGUAAACUUUACUUUCUUAGAGGGUCUCACUGUGUUGCAUGUGGAUAUCACCGACCUGUGAACAUACAUUACCAUUAAUGAGAACAUUUCUGACGAAAGCUUCAGAGAAUUAUAUGAUUUGUGAAUAGGAUUUUUUUCACGGCACUUACCAUGAAAAGCAUUGAAAAAAAUGAAAAUCCAAAGAUUUUUAAUUAGGCUAUUUCUGG
Carassius carassius (crucian carp) is the source of this 2652-nucleotide messenger RNA. It is a transcript of the gene slc16a9a, whose product is annotated as solute carrier family 16 member 9a. The record is from RefSeq and is a predicted model, not a curated record. NCBI's taxonomy places the organism in Eukaryota, Metazoa, Chordata, Actinopteri, Cypriniformes, Cyprinidae. The transcript has 7 exons. Gene Ontology annotation, molecular function: monocarboxylic acid transmembrane transporter activity. The coding region runs from base 566 to 2095 and encodes 509 amino acids. Gene Ontology annotation, biological process: monocarboxylic acid transport; transmembrane transport.